CCCUCGCCCUCAAACUCGCUCACGCCCGCGGAUGGGCGCGCGGCUGUGACGUUACGGCGUCGGCGGUCAGGGGCUGGCGGCCGCGGAGCUGCGUAGCUCCCGGCCCGCGGCGAUGCCCAAGCGGGGCUGCCCCUUCGCGGACGCGGCCCCGCUGCAGCUCAAGGUGCGCGUGGGCCAGAGGGAGCUGAGCCGCGGCGUGUGCGCUGAGCGCUACUCGCAGGAGGUCUUCGAGAAGACCAAGCGACUGCUCUUCCUCGGGGCCCAGGCCUACCUGGACCGUGUAUGGGAUGAAGGCUGUACCGUUGUUCACCUACCAGAGUCGCCAAAGCCUGGCCCUACAGGGGCCCCAAGGGCUGCACGUGGGCAGAUGCUGAUUGGACCAGAUGGCCGCCUGAUCAGGAGCCUUGGGCAGGCCUCUGAAGCUGACCCAUCCGGGGUAGUGUCCAUCGCCUGCUCCUCAUGUGUGCGAGCCGUGGAUGGGAAGGCGAUCUGCGGCCAGUGUGAGCGAGCCCUGUGUGGGCGGUGUGUACGCACCUGCUGGGGCUGUGGCGCUGUGGCCUGUACCCUGUGUGGCCUCGUGGACUGCAGUGACAUGUAUGAGAAAGUGCUGUGCACCAGCUGCGCCAUGUUCGAGACCUGAGGCUGGCUCAAGCCGGCUGCCUUCCCUGAGAGCCACACCAUGCACGGCAGCCUUCCCUGGACGCACGCUGGGUGUUCACACUGAACUGUGGGGUGAGCGGGAGGGGUGCCUUUUACAUGUUCUAUUUUGUACUCCUAAUGACAGAAUGAAUAAACCUCUUUAUAUUUGCACAAGA
Molecule: messenger RNA, 815 nt
Organism: Saimiri boliviensis boliviensis (Bolivian squirrel monkey)
Lineage: Eukaryota; Metazoa; Chordata; Mammalia; Primates; Cebidae
Gene: SIVA1
Product: SIVA1 apoptosis inducing factor
Biological process (GO): extrinsic apoptotic signaling pathway
Molecular function (GO): CD27 receptor binding
Source: RefSeq, a predicted model, not a curated record